Molecule: messenger RNA, 2823 nt
Organism: Hirundo rustica (Barn swallow)
Lineage: Eukaryota; Metazoa; Chordata; Aves; Passeriformes; Hirundinidae
Gene: RAB26
Product: RAB26, member RAS oncogene family
Exons: 9
Coding region: 1-792 (263 amino acids)
Cellular component (GO): Golgi apparatus; endosome
Molecular function (GO): GTPase activity; GTP binding
Source: RefSeq, a predicted model, not a curated record
AUGUCGCGCAAGAAGGCGGCUCGCAGCAAGGGCGGCGGUGCCGCGCCCUCCGCCGCGCUGCCCCCCGCCGCACAGGGCACCGGCCGCGCCGCCGCCGCCCCCCGGGGGAGCUCCGCCGCCGCCGCCGCCCCCGAGCUGCCCCGCAACGGCGGAGCGGCGGCGGCAGGGCGGCCCUCGCUGAGCAGCAGCGGGGAGUUCUACGAUCUCGCCUUCAAGGUGAUGCUGGUGGGCGACUCGGGGGUGGGCAAGACCUGCCUGCUGGUGCGCUUCAAGGACGGCGCCUUCCUCGCCGGCAGCUUCAUCUCCACGGUGGGAAUCGACUUCAGGAACAAGGUGCUGACGGUGGAUGGGGUGAAGGUGAAGCUGCAGAUCUGGGACACGGCCGGGCAGGAGCGCUUCCGCAGUGUCACCCACGCCUACUACCGGGAUGCCCACGCCCUGCUCCUGCUCUACGAUGUCACCAACAAAGCGUCCUUUGACAACAUCCAGGCUUGGCUGACAGAGAUCCAUGAAUACGCACAGCAGGACGUGGUCCUCAUGUUACUGGGAAACAAGGUGGAUUCCGCCCAGGACAGAGUGGUGAAAAGGGAAGAUGGAGAGAAACUUGCCAAGGAGUACGGAGUGCCCUUCAUGGAGACCAGCGCCAAGAGCGGCCUCAACGUGGAAUUAGCGUUCACAGCCAUCGCAAAGGAGCUGAAGCACAGGUCCAUGAAGCUGCCCAACGAGCCCAAAUUCAAGCUCCACGACUACGUGAAGAAGGAAGUGCGAGGCUCGGGCUGCUGCAGGUCCUAACGCGCGUGUGUACAGAGACUGGGGCCCGCGGGCAGUGUGUGCAUGUCCGUCUGUCGUGUCUGUGUCUGCCCCUAAGGCCAGCUGACACCAGGGCACGGGAGCAGCAGGAAAAGCUCUCAGAUUCUGCAGCCCCGUCGCGCCCAUCGGUUCCGGCUCCCCUCGCCAGCGUUCCUGCCCAGCUCGCAGGUGGGAAGUGGGUGUUUGGGAAGGGGCUGGGGUCUCCCUCUGUGCCUGCUCUGUGAGGCUGCUGAACCCUUUGUGACACAGGGGAACCAACACCUCCUCCCCACCUAGGAGGAAGAAAUGUCCUGAAUUCCCUUUUCAUUCCCUUUGUACCUGAAAUUCAGCUGAGAGCCCUGGCCUGGGGCGUGCAGGAAAAGUGUGUUUGAAGGCAGCCAGUUUUGUAGUUGCUUUCUCCUGUCUGACCAUCCCUGUGAGGUGGGACAUGUUUCCACAGUGAGGGAUUCUCCUGCUCCCUGCAAAGGCAGAGCUUGGCUGUCUGAGUGAGCUCCUGCACACCUGGCAGUGUACAGAGAUUUCUGAACGUUCAUCCCUCCGGGAAAGGCUCCGCUUCUCCUUCCGCCCUUUCUAGUACUUUGAGAAGAAACCUAAUGUAUUGCAGCUUAUUCUAAAUACCUUCCUGUAAGUGUGAUGGUGUUUUCAGACUGCAACAACGCUUUGAUAUCUUCAAAGUUCUCUUGGGCAGCUCUUUUCUUUUCACCACAGAGAGCCAGGGGGAAGCUGCAGGCAGUGAUUUUAAAGGCUGCAGACUCCUGCCAGCUCUCUUCAAGGGCCUCCUCACCCCUUUGGUCUGUGUCAGGCUUUUGGCUGUUUUUUUGUCAAGCUGCACUUCUCAGUACAAAUUUGAAUCUGGAUGAAGUGUUUGGCCUUUGGCAAUUUUUCCCUUUGAAAACUCCACGCACACAUCAGCAGGUGCCCGCUGCGCCGAGAGCCUCGGUGGCUUCUCCAAAUGAAAUAGAAUAGCCCAUCCUCUGCCCUCCAGCCAGCACCAGCCCCCCAGCUGCCGACUCAGAUGCCCCCCCCCUCAUUUUUCCUGGGAUUUUGGCUCCAGCACUGCCUUCCUGAUGGGCACAAGGAGCCUCUGCAGCUCCCACGUGCUCCGAGCUUCCCUCCUCAGGGAGCCACCGCAGUACAAGCAGCUCCAGCUUCACAGGGUGAAAAAAGAUCUCAAAAUGGACUUGGUUUUUCCCUUAAAUAGUAUUUUAGGGGAGAGACGAGUCUUAAAACUGUCUGAUUUAAAUCUUAGAAUCACUUGCAGAAAACCCAUUCCUGCAGGAUCGUUUGCAUUCCUGGCAAACCCUGCUGCCAGUCCCACAGGAGCAGCCAGGUGAGCUGUGAUGGGGGGCCUUGCCAGGGCCCCCUCGCCCCAGUAAUGUGGUUUUGUGUGGGGUAGGACCAGCCUGGCAGAGGCAGGGAACAGCCAGGCAGCUCCAUGACUGUUUCCUCAUCCUGCUCUUGGACUAGGAGUCUCCCCAAAGGCAAAGUUUAGGAUUCCUAAUGGAUUAGUCAGGUUGCUACCAUCCCUUUCCCUCAGCCUGGCAUCUGUCCAGGUUACAAAGCUGACAACUGCCCAAUUCUUGCUUGGCGUGGGUCUAAAACCAGUAAAAGCUCCUUUAAAUGCAGAUGAAGAUGUUUCCCUUUGGAGCACUCCCAGCCUGCCUGUGGGGAACAGACUCUGCUAGAGCAGAGGCCUCACAGCCACGGUUGUGGUUCAGACCUAAACUUCGAGCAGGCUCAGCCCCAGUCACCCGUUCCCAGUGUGGGACUGGUUUCCCAGUGCCUGCACAACUGGCCUGGCCCCAAAGCUCCUCCUCACGGUCAUUUGGGAUUUUUCCACGGGCCUUUGCUGCCACCACGCGGAAUUGCUCAGCGCAGCGUUAAUUACUCGAGUUAACUGCUCAGUGCACUCAGCCAUGUGCGAGGACUCUGCCUCACCUGCAACAUCCCAUUUCUGCUGGCUCUUGUUUACAGCUUUUGGUUCAUUCCUGAUAAUAAAGUUUUUUAAUAAUC